AUGAAUGCUAGGAUUAGUAGCAGAGAAGUUAAACUUUUUCGUUCUUUUUCGUCACAAUUUAAAGAAGCUGUUCUUCAUCCUGUUAUAUUAGCUAGUGAAUUGUAUUCAGCUGGAAUUAUUGAUGAGUAUACUCGUAAUAAGGUUUCAGAUAGUAAUCAUUUACACACUAGUGCUGAUCUUCUGAUUAACGCUGUAGAAAUAUAUUUAAGCAAGCACAACAAAGAAAAUCAAUUAGUUAUGGAAUUUAAAAGGAUCCUUAAAAUUUUUGAAAGACAUAUCCCUUUAAAUACAGUGGUAGAGAUUCUUGAAACAGAAUAUUCCAGCCAAGGUCACCAUCAAAGGCAUAAAGUUGAUAUUAACAAGGGAGGUGAAAAGUCAUUGCAAAGCACUGCUAGUCCAGGAGAUACUACAGUUCAAGGUCAAAAGAAAG
Messenger RNA from Amphimedon queenslandica, 430 nucleotides. RefSeq lists its product as uncharacterized. The annotation marks the transcript as partial. The record is from RefSeq and is a predicted model, not a curated record. The transcript has 3 exons. Lineage: Eukaryota; Metazoa; Porifera; Demospongiae; Haplosclerida; Niphatidae.